UUCAAAUUGCAGUCCACUUAGCACGCAGCAAACAGUCAAAUGCGAGGCUAUAAAAAGCUCAAAUUAUGCCAUCGCUUUUCACAGUGAAAAUGUACAAGGUGAAGGAGCUGCAACUGACGUCGGAUAGCUUCGAUAAUCCCAUUUUCCGUCUGCACUUGCGCUGUUUUCGCUGGUAUGGCUAUGUGGCCUCCAUUGAGCAGCGCCAUCCGUGGCUCUCGCUGAUCCGCUGCACCGUCUUCACGGCCUCCAUUUGGGUGAGCUGUGCGAUGAUGCUGUCGCGCCUCUUCUUGUCCCGCGGCUACGAGAGCAUCAACGAAGACGCCACCAGCUGGGCGACUGCGGUACAAUAUUUCGCCGUCUCCAUUGCCACACUGAAUGCCUAUGUGCAGCGAGAGCGCGUAAUCAAGAUGCUGCGCACAGCUCAUGCAGAUCUGCAGCAAUUGAUAGUCGAGUCAGAUGCUCAGGAAUUGGAUUUGCUGCACGACACUCAGCGCUAUGUGAGGACCAUAACCCUUUUGCUCUGGGUGCCAUCGGUGGUGGCUGGCAUGAUGGCCUAUUUGGAUUGUAUUUAUCGCAUCAUCUUUUUGCCAAAGACCGUUUUCAACGUAGAUGCGGUGCGACGGGGCGAGGCACAGCCCAUUUUGCUCUUCAAGCUCUUUCCCUUCAACGAGCUGUAUGAUCAGUUUAUCGUUGGGUAUCUGGGACCGUGCUAUGCCCUGGCCCUAGGCAUUACCACUAUUCCCCUCUGGCACACGUUCAUCGCGUGCCUCAUGAAGUACGUGACGCUCAAGCUGCAGGUGCUCAAAAAAAGAACACUCGCCAUGGAUAUUAGACAUCUAAAACCGAAUCUCGUGGAUCAGCACCUGAGUCCGAGCGAACGCAUUUAUUGGCAAAUGCAGCUCUGCAAAUACUUUGUCCAGGAACAGCUGAAAAUACGUGAAUUUGUCCGGCAAAUCGAGCAGCUCAUUCGCAUACCUGUCAUGGCCGACUUUAUCAUAUUCUCUAUACUCAUUUGUUUUCUGUUCUUUGCUCUAAAUGUGGGCGUGCUCAGCACUAUGGAUUAUUUCUUUAUGUUUCUCUAUUUGUUUGUCAUGGCUGCGAUCCUGUGGAUCUAUCAUUGGCAUGCGACUCUAAUAGUUGAAAGCCAGAAUGAAUUGUGCUUUGCCUUUUAUGAUGUCGAUUGGUACACGUUUGGCCUACCUGUGCAGAGGAUGCUGCUGCUAAUGAUGAUGCACACCCAGAGGCCAUUGAAGAUUCGCGCUCUGCUGGUCGAGCUGAAUCUGAAAACCUUUCUCGAUAUUAUGCGUGGCGCUUACAGCUAUUUCAAUUUGUUGCGUAGUACGAAUUCGUAUUAGAUUUGCUUCACCAUUCGCAGUGCGCUUUUCGCUUUUCGCUCAGCGCUAAUCAAAUGCCGUUGCGCUUGUCAACUGGUCGUUUGGCUAACAUGACAGUUAACAUGGCUUGCAAUUCAUUUGCAAGGGAGAACAAAAACGAGUUGAUAGACGACGAGUUGGCAAAAUGCUAAAACAUUUUACAGCGCAAAUAAACGUGAUGCCUGCUACUCAAAAGCCAAUGGCAGUAACAAGCAACAUCAUUUAUCACUUUUGAGUUGCGUCUCUCGAAGCGAGUGUCAGGCGCAUUGUGUUUGUGUUUUAUUGUUAAAAUGUAUAUAGGUAUACAGUAUUCAGUGUACAUAUAUGUAUAGCCAAAGAUUUUUGCAGUUUUACUUAAACGUAAGUAUGCACACGACAAGCAGCCAGCCAAAAAACCCACCCACCCCCUGGACAGCCAACCACCCACCCAAUUUCAGCUGCCUUAGUUCUAAUUGUCUGGGGGGUUUCUCCAGUUACAGAAUUUAUGCGUCUGGUCUGCGUAAUAUCGGAAAACGGUCUGUCAAGCAACCACCACCAGGUCCAAAAAAUAGAAACUAACCGAAUCAACCGAAUUGUUGUACCCUUGGGUGUAUUUUUUAAUAAUAUUAAGAGUAUAGACAAAAGCAACCGCACUCAAAACAACAGUCAGCGAGCCAAGCCAACAAACAAUAAUAAACACGCAUAUUGUUUGCGGUUGUUGCGCGUCCCGGGGAUUAUAUACACAAAGUGGCUAAAUGGCUGAUAAAGGCGAACACACAACACGCUGAAGAGUGUCUCACUGCCACACAGCGAGGCACACAGAGAAAAAAUGCAGAUACUAAUGAGUAUUAAUGGGUUCAAGCCAUGGCAGGUAUCGCUGCACAAUGGGAGAGGGUGCAUAUGGGGUGCCAACUAACUACUCCUAACAAGCAACAGACAACAGCAAAAAGGGUUGCUCUACACUCAGCUCAGAUACGCAUCUCUGAAAAGUGAGCUGUUGAUGUGGAAACAAAAUAAAAUUGGAAUGGAAACAAAGGCACAUUUGGCGGCAUAAAUAUA
Messenger RNA from Drosophila navojoa, 2411 nucleotides. It is a transcript of the gene Or56a, whose product is annotated as Odorant receptor 56a. NCBI's taxonomy places the organism in Eukaryota, Metazoa, Arthropoda, Insecta, Diptera, Drosophilidae. The record is from RefSeq and is a predicted model, not a curated record. Gene Ontology annotation, molecular function: odorant binding; olfactory receptor activity. Gene Ontology annotation, cellular component: plasma membrane. Gene Ontology annotation, biological process: sensory perception of smell; detection of chemical stimulus involved in sensory perception of smell.